Molecule: messenger RNA, 6452 nt
Organism: Coccinella septempunctata (seven-spotted ladybird)
Lineage: Eukaryota; Metazoa; Arthropoda; Insecta; Coleoptera; Coccinellidae
Product: AF4/FMR2 family member lilli-like
Exons: 12
Coding region: 483-4709 (1408 amino acids)
Biological process (GO): regulation of gene expression
Cellular component (GO): super elongation complex; nucleus
Molecular function (GO): DNA binding
Source: RefSeq, a predicted model, not a curated record
GCUGUAAAGUGAAAUCUUUAAUAAACCAAAUACGAUCUUCUUGCGCCGAUCUACAGUGCUGUAUUACGCAUUCUCGCGUAUUUUGAUCAAAUGUCAGAUUAUAUGUUUACAGUAAUGGUGGUCGUAUAAUGAUUCUGUGACUUAUUUUAUAGUUUCCCCAACAAGUGGUUGACCAAUUCGGGAAGGUUCAAGUGAUGGUGUCAUGUUAUCGAUGGACAGUGUGAAAUGAUCCGACAUUUGUGCGAAAUAUUACAUUUUGAAACAUCCGAAAGUGGAAACAUCUGAUAUUUAAAUGAAGAAACCACCUCGGUAUAAAAUCAUUCUGUUGGGACCUAGAGGAAGAUUCCAGGAAUACCUUUGUCGGAUGGCGCUGGUUUUAGGCGCCCGAUCUCAACGAUCUAUCUCAUGAGAUAUCAGGAAAAGGGUUGGACGGAUGUGCAACACUCAACUAAACUUGGUGUCUCUGAAUGUAAACCGUGAAAAUGACAGACGGUGUUGACAGGGAACGCCAGCGAGAGCGGGAGAAACAGAUGAGAGCCAGGAUGCAAGAAAAUCCGGCAGGUACACCACUGGUUAUUCCCCCCCUCUUUGGAAAUCCAGUUAAGGUUCCUCCAACGAAGAACGACCCAGUGGUGAAGAGCAUAAAUAGCAGACUUGGAGAAUAUGGGAAGGUCAAGCAUUUGUUCGAGGGGAAUAAGGGCUUGAUCGACCCCGGUUUCACUUCAAUGUAUGCAGUGCAACCGAGGCCGCAUAUGCCACCCCAUCAACCAGCAAACAGACCGCCUCCUGAUGCAGCUAGGCACGAGUUCAAGAAGCCUAACAACCACCACCCUGGCUUCCCAUUCAGGCCCGACAGGGCCGUUCCAAAUCAACACAGGCCGGUCGACGGCAGAACUCAAGAACGCGGCCCUUAUCAGGGCCACCAGGCUAGGCAGGGCAGUGGCAACAACUACCCCGCUUACAGACAGAACGGCAACGGCCAGUAUCAGCAGAUGAUGCAUAAUUCUGUGGCCGCGGGUCGUCCUAACCAAAAUCAGAUGUCCCGUCCAGCCGCCCCUGUACCGGACCGAAAAACUUUACCUCAUCAGACUCCAGCUCCCUCCAACUUCGAGGUGGACAGGGCUCUUGAGGAGAUGAUAAUGCUGAAAGCGCCAAUUUCAGCAAUUGCUGCCACACCAAGGACGGACAUGGACAACAACGGAUUGUUCUUCCAUCAGCCUACUGCAACGUUGUCAGAGAUGCCUCCGUCUAGAGAUUCUUCGAUUCCGAAACUAAAUGAGGAUCUUCCCGAUGAAACCAGUCACAAUGUCUCCGGGUCAUCAGCCGAUCUGAGGUCGCAAUUGGCCUUGUCCGACACCAGUGAGGACGACGAGGAAGACCAUCCCAUAAUGGAAAGGAUGCUGUCGCCCAUAGCCGCGACGCCGGCCGCGAAUCGCAUGGUAGACAUCCCCCACAUCCUGCCCAAGGCGAAGGAGACCGUCCAGGAGGACGAGGACCAAGACGACAGCUCUUCCAGCUCGUCCGACUCCGGAUCGGACAGCGAUUCCAGCAGCGACGACUCGGACAACGAGAAGGAAGAACCUGCGGUAGAAGUGCAGGCGCCGAUACCCGCGACGACGGUGCAAAGGGUCAAGUCGCCGACGCCGUCUUUCGAGACCGACAACGAGGAGCAGAAGAAAAGAUGGAACCUGGCCAGCUACAUAGAUCCGGGCAGCAAGGACUCGGUGGUCGCUCCGCUAUCCCCCAUUGAAAAAACCCCGUACGUUCCGGCCAAAUCAGCGAAACACAAGAACGCGAUACCAGCGUCGUCCAGCGUGUCUUCGGACAGUAGCGACGGCAGAAUCGCGCAGAAAGACUCUAACAAAAUAGUUACCAGACACUCGGACGAUAGUAGUGAUAGUGAUGAAGACGAUAGGACACGGGUCAGUGAUAAACAGCAAGCGAAACGGACUAUGGCAACUAUUUACAGUGACUCCGAUUCGGACUUCGACAUUAAAAAAAUCAAACAACCCCCCGCGACGAACAAAAACAGUGCUCCGACGGACGCGGUGAAACCGAAGAGUAACAGGGGACGGCCGCGUAAGAUCAAACCCGAAGACGAGCAGGUCGGCGAAGUGAAGGUGAAAAAACGCGGCAGGCCGAAAUUGCCCAAGAACGAGCUCAAGGGCAAACAGAGGACUUCCAGUGUGUCAGACGCGGACGGGCAAGUGAAAAAACGCGGUAGGCCCAAGAAGAAGAGGAGCACGAGCUCCGACGACGAGAUCAAAACCAAAAAAUCAAAAGCGUGCUUGUCGUCCGACGACGAAUCCGACACGUGCAAGACCAAAACCGACAAAUCGACGAGGGACAAACAGAACGCGACGGCGUCCAGGAAGAAACCGGCGAAGAAGGCGUUCAAGAACGCGAAAAGUUCGGAGACGGUGCCCACUUCCAGCGACAGCGAUUCGGACGACGAAAAACCGAAACUGUCGUCCGACAGCGAGCUCAGCGACUCCGCUACCAAGUCCAAGAAAUCCAACGGUUGUACGAAGAUAGAAGAGAAAGAUAAGGAUCGCGUACAAGAUAAAAACAAGAGCGAUUUCUUGAGGAAACUCUACACCCCGAAAAGAGACUCUGAAGGCGGUAAAGGAGGCGGCAAAGGGGGCGGUAAAGGUGGCAAAGGCAAGGGCGGCGUCACCGUCAUCAUAACCGAAGACUACGAGAGGUUCAUAUCGGAGGACAAUCUCUUCACCUCGAACACCGUAACGUCGAAAAACGACGCUAAACCCGAAUCUGCGAAAUCGGCCACGACACCUGUAAAGACUGCCUCACCACCUGCGAAACCUACGCAGUCACCUGUCAAAAACGUGCCGCAAACGCCCGAGAAAAAAUCCGUACCUUACGAUAAGGAUGUGUUCAGAAUGAAGAUCAACAUGCAGGAACUGAACGCCAAACAGAUGAAUUGUAAGGAAAAAAUCGAGGAUGUUAAACCCCAGCCACAAGAAAAGGAAAAAGAGAAAGAAAGAGAAAAACAUAAGAGUUCCAACGAAAAAUCUAAAAACGCAGAUCCCGAACAGAAGACUUCCAAGAAAAAAGAACACAAAUCUAAAGAUAAGGAUCGUAAAAACAAAGAAAAAGACCACAGUCUUAAAAAGGAUGGCAAAUCGAUCCCCGAGGAACCUAAGAAGAAGGAUGAAAAUGUAAAAUCCAAAGAUGGACAUCACAAAACGAAAAAAGAACACAAAAUCAAAAGCGAAAAUCACAAAAUGAAAGAGGAAAAUCGCAAAAUCAAACAAGACGAAUGCAAAAUAAAAGAACAGAAACCGAAAGAUGAUCACAAGACGAAAGAGGAGGAUCAUAAGACUAAGGAUGAAGUUAGGAAAAUGAAAGACGAAGAGUGCAAACCCAAAGAAGAGAAUCUCAGGCCGAAGGAGAAAGAGCACAAGGACAAAAAAUCAAAGGAGAAGCGCCACAAAGAUAAAGAACACAAAUCAAAAGAUAAAAGUUCCAAGCAUGGCAAGGAACCUAAGGACGAAACAAAACAAAAAUCUAAGAAAAGGAAAAGAGACCAUAGUCACAGUUCUUCACGUUCGGUCGUGAGUGAGCAUUCUUCAAAAGUCAAAACCGAUGAGUCACCUUCGAAAAAGAAAAAAGGGGAAAACGACAAAUCAAGUACAGUUAAUAACACCAACUUGCCACAAACCAAUAACGAAAGGAAUCCUGGCGAUGUAAAAGUAACAAAUCCUGAAGACUCAAAAUCCUCGAAAAAAGAAUCAACCAAAAAAGAACAAACUAAUCAAGAAAAACCUGCUCACGUCGAAGAUCAAAGACCAUCAUCUAAAACGAACCAGCAUAAAAUAACUUACAGCAACGAUCAAAAAGCCUCGACGAGCGGCGAUAACUCAAAUCAAAAAAUUGUGGCUUUUUCGUAUUUCGAAAGGUUUGAGGAACCGGCAGAAUUUGAUAGCAGGGAUCAUAACCAAUAUUUGGUUGAGGCCAAAAGACUGAAACAUUUGGCAGAUACGGUGUCCGAUCCUUUUAAACAAUGCCUCUUGUACAUGGAUGCUGUACUUUACUUCCUGCUGACUGGGGAUGCCAUGGAAAAUGAGAGGAGUACAGAGGCGGCAGCGUUCACUAUGUUCAGGGACACGCUCUCCCUGAUUAAAUACAUUUCGGGGAGAUACAAGCAACAUAUGUACUCCCAGAUGUUUACCACCCUGGCCGUCUUGAACUACCGAUGCCAGUCAAGACUAUACUACAAACUCCUCGAAAUAAAACGGAGAGAAAAUAGGGAAUAUCAAAAAACUAUUGCGGACUUUUGUAAUAAGAGUGCUGCUACCACCACUGAACAUCCUCCAAACCAGAGCGGGGCCCAGCCAAAUGCUGCAUCACCAGUGUCGCCAUCAGGUUCUGUGGGGUCGAUAGGAAGCCAUUCUUCUUCUGGCUACAGCAGUAGUGACCUUCCUAACCGAAACCAAGGAAUCUGGAUGCCCGUUGCUGUGCACAAUGCGGUGGCCAUCCAAAACCAGCAUUUCACAUACUUACUCAGCUAUAUGGACCUCUGGGAAGCAGCAGAUAACUUAGUACAAAAUGCAGGUCUUACUGAAUUCUUCAUCCAGUUAGAUAGGACCUGCAGACCUUUGACGAUACAUAGCACAAUUCGGCAUUUGGUGUCUUAUUGCAAGAGGGGAAUAGUACUAGUCCAAAGGGAAAUGCAAGAAAACACAUAAGAGAACCUUCGAUAUAGGACUAAAUCUAAGAAGCCAAAGAAAAUAUCUGUCAAUUCUUUUGGUCGAUGGAUCAAAUCAACAAUGCUGAACUAGAAGAAAUUCUAUAUUAGUUUGACUGUGGGCGAUAGUGAGGAAAUUAUAUUCCUAAAACACUUGACUGUUUAACUGCAAGAUAUAACUGCAGUUAACCCGUUGACUUUGAAUAUUCUGUACAUAAUAUUUUUACACAAGUAGGAAAUUUCGAGUAAAUAGUGUAUAUUAUUGUAAAUAGUGUAAUUUUAAAGUUAUAUAAAUAUAUAUAUUAUAAACAAUUGCUAUAUUUGUACAUGCUGAAAUAGUGGCCUAGUGAAUCAAACUCACAACUUACGUUGUGCAAGAAUAUAUUAUAAGAAGUCAUGAUUGUUAUUUUUGCAUAUAUUCUAGUUAUGUGUGUACAUCUAUGUAUAUCUUGUAUAUUUUAUAAAUUUUAAAUUAUUGAAUUUUUAUCUUAAGUGUUUUCCAACUAUGGCCAUUUUCAAUAUAAAAAAUUUUCAUAAUUAUUAUUGUUUUUUUUUGAGUUGAUCAAUGUAUUAUCUUCUAUCUAUUUUCAUAAGAGAGGAAUUGUUAGUUAUUUCACAAUCAAAUAUUAUUUGCAAUAUGAAAUGUAUCAGAGGGAGGAGAUAUGAAUUCUUUUAAUUUUUCAGGUGAUACAAUAAUAUAUCACAAUCAUUAUUCAGAGUAAUGGAACAAUAAAGUUCGUCAUAAAUUUAAAACAAUUCAAGUUUUCUCCUUGUCAAAUACUACCCUGUCUUUAUUAAAAAAUUGGUGCAUAUGAGUUCAUCGAGUAAAAUUUCAAUACAUUCUUUAGAAGUCGAUAUUCAUGUACAGAUUGAAUUUUUUCACAAAGGAUAUUAUAUCGAAAAGUACAUAUCAUUUCAUGCAGCAUUUUCUUCAACUCAAUCAAGCUAAAAUAACCUUUAUUACUUUUAUACUAUUUGAAAUUACGAAACAAAUGAUAGACUGAACAUAACUUCGAUACAAAAAGAAUGGUAUUUUUUAAAUUCACUGUAAAACUAUAUGGUACUCAAAUAACCAGCAUAAACCUGAAUUUUCAUUACAUUUUUCCAGAUUGACCUUCAGUCACUUAGAGAAUUCAAUUUUCACUCUGAUAGAAACGAAUAUCGACUGUACUCUUAUACUUUUUGGGUAUAGAGGCCCAAUACCUCAGUAAAAUUUUGCUCGAUGUGAUAAAAGUUUGGGUACAAUUUGAGCAAAAUAAUUUUUGGUGCUAUUUUGUUACUCGAAAUAAUUAUUCUUUAAUUAAAAAUGAAAUUUCAAAUAGAGCGAUGGGACCAUAACAAAGCCAGAUGGACAGUAAUGAAAUUUGUAUUCUCUACACAAGAAUUUCUUGAAGUAUUUUAAAAAUGUAUCUAUUGUAUUAUAAACAAAAUUAUUCAGUCAAAGUGUUCACUUCUUUUCUAGAUGAAAUUUCUAAUUGAAAAUUUGUUUUGUUUUCUCCAUGGAUUCGAUAUUGUUCCAAUUUUUUAUUGUUUCAAAAUUCACUAUUUCCUCAAUGCUCUCUAAAAAAUUUGCUGAUUUCAGAUGAAGUAGUACCUAUGAAAUAAGUGCCUGUUCUUAUUUGUUGCAGAAACGAAUCGUGAAAUGAUCAUCAUUUCGUAGAAUGAUCAAGAAAAUGAACAUAAGCAGAAAUUUCGACUGACAUAAUGUUGUUUGUUUUUGUUUGAAAUAUAUUAAUUUAAUUUA